Molecule: messenger RNA, 1188 nt
Organism: Rhodotorula toruloides NP11
Lineage: Eukaryota; Fungi; Basidiomycota; Microbotryomycetes; Sporidiobolales; Sporidiobolaceae
Product: arylesterase / paraoxonase
Exons: 8
Coding region: 1-1188 (395 amino acids)
Molecular function (GO): arylesterase activity
Source: RefSeq, a predicted model, not a curated record
AUGCCAGUGCUCACACUCCGCCGUGUCGGACUGCUCACCCUCGGCGCAGCCGCAGGCCUCUUAUCCCUCCUCCAGCCCCGCCUCGAGCGAGCAGGCGUGACCCGCACCGUCAAGGGCUUCAACAACGAGAACUGCUUCCCCGUGCCAGGCCUCGAGGCGUGCGAGGAUGCGGCCUGGGUUGACCAGGAGUCGGGGACGGCGUAUUUGGUCUGCUCGAGUCGCGAAGUCCGCGUUCACUGGGUCCCUGCUACUCUCCACCUGAAUGCGACCCAGUUGCCGCAAGUCAGCACCGACUACAUCGCCGUCUUCGACCUGGCCUCUCGCUCGCACAAGCGCGUCAAACUCGUCGGUCUCCCCGCCGAGGCAAACGGCAUCUGGGUUCACGGAAUCGACAUCUGGCGCUCCCCGUCCGACCCGAACCACCUCACCAUCUUUAUCAACUCGCACCGCCCGCCGAAGGACCGCUCGCUUGCGCCGACGCAGGGCGCGGACUCGGUUAUCGAAAUCUUCGAGACUCUUGUCGGCACGGACGAGGCGCGCCAUGUCAAGACGGUCAAGCACAAGCUCAUUCGCACGCCCAACAAUAUCGCUGCGACCGGCCCGCGCACUUUCUACAUGAGCAACGACCACCGGUACAAGACUCACUGGACCCGCAAGUACGAAAAGUAUGCCUCGGUUGCGAGCGACAUCAUCUACUGCGACGCCUCGCGUGCCACGCCCGACUGCAUUGUCGCUGCUGACAAGGUUACUUACCCGAAUGGAAUCGCCAAGGGACCCGGAAACCUCCUCUACCAGGCAUCGACGCUCGAAGGUCUUGUGCGCGUCUGGGAGGCCCAGAGCGACCACACGCUCAUUCCCCUUGACGUGAUCAAGAUCAACCGCCACUUCGACAACAUCCACGUCGGCCACGACGGCGCGAUGUACGCUACGGCGCUGACCAAGAUCUUUGACUUUACCGAGGCCGGCAAGGACGCGGGAUUGUCGGGCAAGACGGUCGCGACCGAGUGCUUCCGCAUCAAGAAUGAGACGAGCGACGCUCAGUUCCUCGGCAAGAAGUACACCUCGGAACUGAUCUUCGCCGACGACGGCCGCAAAGUCUCUGCCUCGACCACCUGCGCGCCGUACCAGAACAAGCUCCUCCUUACGGGUCUCUUCUCGAAGGAGGCUGUCGUCUGCACGCUCAAGUAG